AACGAGAUUCUGUCUAAAAAAAUAAAUGAAUAUUAACUCAAAUUUCUGUUAUUGAGGGUUUAUUUGAAAGUUAUCAUUACCUGACCAUGGUAGCAUGUUUAAGCACAGUUCCACAACAUCAUUACAAACCUAAACCUGUUUCACUAUUUGUGUUUUAACAUUUGUAAGGUAGAGACAAAGCCAACUCAUACAAUUACUGGUGUGGCAUCCAAAAAGAAUAUUAAAGAUAAGAUUCUGUCUUAGUAACAAGUUGUAGAUUAUUCCUAAAUUAACAGUUUUUUGUCACUAAAAUCUCACUAUUAACAGCUAAGUUGCUUCCCUUCAUAAUUAGAGGAGAACCUCUACUUGACAGCAAUAAAACUGUAUUUUAAGAUAUUUUUAAUUAUGACUUUUUACUAAUUCACAAUUACUUGAGUUUAUAAGGCCUGCCUAACAAUUUCCAAAGCUUGGAAAGAGAAUCUUUUGAAAUGUAGUAGAAAAUAUUCAUUUGUUUUUGCUACAAUGUAAGUGGGUUGUUUCAUUAUUCUGCAUUUUAGCUUGUCCAUCUGUUUCAUAACAAGAGUUUCUAUUACAGUUUUUAAGAAAAGCUGCCUUGAAAUAUGUUUCUCAUAAGUAACAAAGAUUUUAUCUGAGAAAAAAAUUAUUUAUACCCUUUGGCAAAAGCGGUAACUCGUCAUGGAAAGGUCAGGGGCUUGGAUAUUUGUUUUUUGGGUACCUAGGCUGGCACUUGAUUUUUACCAGAAAGUGCAGGGUGCAGUAAAAGAUUGUACACUGGAGAAAUUUUACGUAAAUCAGUGGGAAGCCUCUCAGAUAAGUCUCAGUGUUGUUAGCUGCCUCAUCACCUUUGUUGUUUGAAGAUUUGGGAAGAUUUUGUGGAUUUUCAUGUAUUUUCAACAGUCUGCUUCUAGGGCUGAGCAUUUUUGAAAAGGUGUUAAUAUUUUUUCACAUUAUACUAUAAAGCUGGUAUCUUUCAGUGUUUGUCAAAUUGGUAUAAAGAGCACUGCUGGUUUAUUAAUCCGUAAGGUUAUAUAAACUCUACAUGACUUAACAUUUUAGUGACAUGGAAAAGUGGGAUUUCUGGUUAGUGGUGUAUAGAUCUUUCUUCACGUAGUGCAGGUAAUAUAUGAGCAUUGUCUGAUGAAUCCUUACAACAUCCCUAUAUGCUUUUGGAAAGUAUGAUCUUUGUUUAACAAAAUGGGAAACAGAGGCGCAUGCUGUACCAGCUAUCACUGAAAACAAUAGCUAGAAUCCAGAAAACAUACUCAUCUGGUUCAGUGUGUUGCCCAAUAGAUGCAAUUAGUAUUCUGUUUUCUUUAUCUUAUUUGUUUGCCUUAUAAUUAUUAAACCUGGUUUUUUAAAUUCGAUUUUGGUUGAUUCCUUUUCUUGUAAGUCCGCCACUUGAGCUAAUGUAGCCAACAAGCAUCUGACACGAGGCAGAAUUGUCCUCAGAUUGCAGCUCUACUGCUAUCUCCAUCUGUUGGUAUGAAGAAGUAAUGCUCUUGCCAGAAAUAAGCAAGCUUAUUUUAAUUUUAGCAAAAACAGAUUAAGAAAUAAGGAAUUGUGCUGUUAAUUCAUUUUCUUUCUUUGUGACAGGUAAAGUCAGUUGGAAGAUGCAAAACUGUCACAGGAAGUUGGUUAUUAUAGACAAAUUGCCUUUUUUAAGGCUUUUUGUUAGUGAUAUUAGAAGUGUCAAAGAGAGUAAUUUAAAAAUGACAUAUUAACCAUACCUAAAUUAUUUAUGGCUUGUUCUUUAAGGAAUUACAGAAAGAUAUGGUUGUCUCAACUUUUUUUCUUCAACCUGGGAUCAGGCAUCAUUGUGCAACAAUAUUUUAAUAGCGAGAAAUCUCAAAAAUCCUGACAGUCUUUGCAUAUUCACAGUUUCAUGGGCUUUUGCAUCAUUGCUUCUGAAUUGCUAAUGAAGAGCUCAAUAUAGCUUCUGAUGCAUUUCAGAUAUUCUGGGUGGUGACUGGCUAGAGUGUUACUGACAUCACAACAUACAGCUGUUGACUUUCUAUUGUCUGAGUCCUCAGCAAGUGCUUUAGACUGCUCCAGCAGGCACUCCCAAUGCCUGACUAAUCAGCUGGAUGUGUGCAGUGAGCUCUGUAGAGGAGCAAUGCAGAGCAGCAAUUUACAGGUACUAUGGAAAGAACAUCUUCUUAACUCUGUAUGAUGAAGCAAAUACCAAUACAAUGAAGGCCACGGAAAGGUAUGAUAUAUUUGAUCCAAGACAGUCCAUUCCAGUCCGGGAAUCUACAGUGGUGACAAGGACAUGGGACUCCUCCUGCCAGAUUACAGAUGGUUCACUACAGUUGACAUCCUGGCUGACAACUGUGAAAAAGAACCUUGGAUUAUUUUUUUUUUUUUUUCUGGGACACCACAAUCCCAAAUCCAAAGGACGCAUCAGGUUUCAAGCUCCCUGUAGAAUUCGAAAAUAACCUUUGCUAAUGAGGAUGUCUGAUACUGUUACUGUAAAAGAUGAAACUGCAACAAUGAAGGAUUUGGAGGCAGAAGUGAAAGAUACAACCAGAGUUGAAAAUCUUAUCAAAUCAGAAAACUAUGGGAAGAUUUUGGUAGAGAAGAAUGAACAUUGUAUUGAGAACAAUAUAGAUCUGCAGCGGCCAUUGCAGUCAUUUGGACAGACAGGAAAAAGGUCUAAGUCAAGCUCAAAGUUAAAGCUAGUUCGGAGCCUUGCAGUGUGUGAAGAAUCUCCACCACCACCUGCACCAGAGAUAUCACAGGAGAACCAGGAGAAAAUUCAGCUCCAGUUAACACAAUCAUUUGAGAAAGAAGAGAAGCCUUCAAAAGAUGAAGCAGAAAAAGAAAAGGCCAGUGAUAAGUUGCCCAGAAAAACGUUAUCAAGAGAUUCCAGUCAAGAAUACACUGAUUCAACUGGCAUAGAUCUACAUGAAUUUUUAGUAAAUACAUUAAAAAACAAUCCCAGGGACAGAAUGAUGCUGCUGAAAUUGGAACAAGAAAUUUUAGAUUUCAUUGGUAAUAAUGAGUCUCCACGUAAAAAAUUCCCCCCAAUGACAUCUUACCAUAGGAUGCUAUUACACAGAGUAGCCGCUUACUUUGGAUUAGACCACAAUGUUGAUCAGAGUGGGAAGUCUGUCAUAGUAAACAAAACUAGCAAUACAAGAAUACCUGAUCAGAAAUUUAAUGAACAUAUUAAGGAUGAUAAAGGUGAAGACUUUCAGAAACGUUAUAUCCUCAAGAGAGAUAACUCUAGCUUUGACAAAGAUGAUAACCAGAUGAGAAUACGUUUGAAAGAUGACAGAAGAAGCAAAUCUAUAGAAGAAAGAGAAGAAGAGUACCAGAGAGCUAGAGAUCGAAUAUUUUCCCAAGAUUCCCUGUGUUCCCAAGAGAAUUACAUUAUUGACAAAAGACUCCAAGACGAAGAUGCCAGUAGUACCCAGCAGAGGCGCCAGAUAUUUAGAGUUAAUAAAGAUGCUUCAGGGAGAUCCACAAAUAGCCAUCAAAGCAGCACUGAGAAUGAGUUGAAGUACUCGGAACCACGACCCUGGAGCAGCACAGAUUCAGACAGCUCUCUUCGAAACCUGAAACCUGCUGUAACCAAAGCGAGCAGCUUCAGUGGAAUCUCAGUCCUGACAAGAGGUGAUAGUUCUGGAAGCAGCAAAAGCAUAGGCAGGCUUUCAAAAACAGGUUCUGAGUCUUCUGGUAGUGUAGGGUCAUCUACAGGCUCUCUUUCUCACAUCCAGCAGCCUCUUCCAGGUACAGCUCUCAGCCAGUCUUCUCAUGGCGCACCUGUCGUCUAUCCAACUGUCAGCACUCAUAGUUCUCUUUCCUUUGAUGGUGGCCUAAAUGGGCAAGUCGCAUCUCCUAGCACUAGCUUCUUUUUGCUUCCCUUGGAAGCGGCAGGCAUACCACCUGGCAGUAUUCUGAUCAACCCACAAACAGGUCAGCCCUUCAUAAACCCAGAUGGGAGUCCAGUUGUGUAUAAUCCUCCUAUGACUCAACAACCAGUUAGACCCCAAGUGCCUGGACCUCCACAGCCACCUCUGCCAGCCCCACCUCAACAACCAGCAGCUAAUCACAUUUUCUCACAGGAAAAGAGAGAGAACUUCAAAGACUUUUCCCCUGAUAAAUACCGAAAAUAUAUUGGAAAGAAGAGAAUUGUUUUAAUCUUACGAGCCUGUCUGCCUGUUCGUCCUCUGCAGUCCUCUUCACAGCCUGUUCAGUACUCUACAGCCCCUUACCCAUCCCCGCUCCUGCCAGUCUCACCCACCCAGCAAUACUCCGUGCAGGAUAACCUUGGGUCUCAGUUUAGUCACAUGAGUCUUGCUCGCCAGCCAUCUACUGAUGGUUCUGACCCUCAUACCACCAUGUUCCAGUCCACUGUGGUUCUUCAGUCUCCACAGCAGUCUGGUUAUAUCAUGACAGCAGCCCCUCCACCACAUCCUCCUCCACCGCCACCACCACCACCUCCUCCUCCUCCCCUACCACCUGGGCAGCCAGUCCCUACUGCUGGAUAUUCUGCCUCUGGUCAUCCUGUCAGCCAGCCUGUGCUCCAGCAGCAGGGAUAUAUUCAGCAGCCAUCACCACAGAUGCCAGCCUGUUAUUGCACUCCAGGCCACUAUCACUCCAGCCAACCUCAGUAUCGCCCAGUCCCUUCUGUUCAUUACAAUUCACAUCUAAACCAACCACUGCCACAACCUGCGCAGCAGACAGGUUUUCAAGUUAUACCCAACCAGCAGCAAAACUACCAAGGAAUAGUUGGAGUUCAGCAACCCCAGAGUCAGAGCCUAGUCAGUGGCCAACCCAACAGCAUUGGAAAUCAGAUUCAAGGAGUAGUCAUCCCCUAUACUUCAGUGCCAACAUAUCAGGUUUCACUGCCUCAAGGUUCUCAAGGAAUUCCCCAUCAGACUUAUCAACAGCCUGUUAUGUUCCCUAAUCAGUCUAAUCAAGGAUCUAUGCCCACAACGGGAAUGCCUGUUUAUUAUAGUGUCAUUCCACCUGGUCAACAAAAUAAUUUAAGCUCUUCAGUAGGUUACCUGCAACAUCCAGGAUCAGAACAAGUACAGUUUCCUCGAACCACUUCACCAUGCAAUUCCCAGCAGCUUCAAGGCCACCAAUGUACAGCUGGGCCACCACCGCCACCUGGUGGUGGGAUGGUGAUGAUGCAGCUCAGUGUACCAAACAAUCCACAAUCUUGUGCCCACUCACCCCCACAGUGGAAACAAAACAAAUACUACUGUGAUCACCAGAGAGGACAGAAGUGUGUAGAGUUUAGCAGUGUAGACAAUAUCGUCCAGCACAGCCCUCAACUCAGUAGCCCCAUUAUUUCACCAGCUCAGUCGCCAGCACCAGCUCAGCUAUCCACUCUGAAAACUGUACGUCCUUCUGGACCACCACUUUCCAUCAUGCCCCAAUUUUCUAGACCUUUUGUCCCCGGGCAAGGAGAUUCCAGGUAUCCAUUACUUGGCCAGCCGCUGCAGUACAACCCUCCUGCUGUUCUGCACAGACACAUUCCAAACCAACAGGGUCAGCCUGGCAGCAGGCAUGGAAACCGAGGAAGGAGACAAGCUAAAAAAGCUGCAUCCACCGACCUUGGAGCAGGAGAAACAGUUGUUGGGAAGGUCUUGGAAAUUACUGAACUACCAGAUGGAAUAACUCGCAUGGAAGCUGAAAAGCUUUUUGGGGAACUCUUUAAAAUUGGCGCCAAGAUCCGGUGGCUCCGGGACCCCCAGUCGCAACCACGUCGUCACCCCCUCUGCUGUGGCAGCGGGGACAACACUGUCAACCCUGAACGCUCUAAACCCAGUGACUUGGCCUCCACCUACACCGUCUUAGCCACAUUCCCCUCCAUUUCAGCUGCACAGAAUGCAUUGAAGAAACAAAUUAACUCAGUUAACAAGUUUAAGCUGAGAACAAGCAAGAAGCACUAUGACUUUCACAUUUUGGAAAGGGCAAGUUCUCAGUAACAGCCACCUUUGGACCCUUCGCCUUUAUGGUUCCCCUGCCCUCUCCCAUCUUUGAUUGGCUUGGUGUUUGGAGCUUCUGUUAACAUUAUAGAGACUCCUAGGAUGUGUGUUCAUGGCGUUAUAGCUUUUGAAGAAAGGCCAGUGAUCCAGCAAAGGGGGAAAAUAUAUGCAUUUCACCCCACAUGACUGUAGGAAUCCACGUCAGAAUGAUACAGAGUUAGCAGGUUUUUCUAAGGAAAUGCCGUUCAAAUGCCUCCUAACUUUUAUAGUUAUUUUGUUUUAUAUUUCUAAAUUCUUGUAUCAGAUCCAAAGCUCUAUUGUACAGCAAAGUAUUCUUCAAAAUGAUUGUAACCAGUUGCAACCUGUAUUUCUUUUUGCAGCCAGCACAAUGUGACCCAACUUAAAAUUUGGGGGAAAAAGAAUGCAGGAGUGAAAUAACCAAGUCAAAACCAUGUACUAUCUCCUUGGGGGUUAGGGAUGCUAAGAAGAGCCCACAAAUAGAGGAUUACUCUUCCCCCGAAUCUCUAAACUCAGAAACAAUUGCCAAAAAAUACAUAACUCUUCCCUGUAGGACCCUUUCCUUAUUCAUUUAGGUAGUGUGAACAUUAAGUAUAAAAUAAAUUAUGUUCUUAAUGCCUCUUAAACCACUUACAUUCAGAGGGGAACAGAAAUCAUUCUAAGCAGGAAAAUACUUCCAUUUUUUUUUUUUCAAGUAUCUCUCUAAUAACUAAAUGCCACUUAUUUGCAUUCCCCUCCUUGUGGAUUUUUUGUCACCUAAGGAAAUGCAUUUGAUGAGUGCUGGAAACUUCUUAAGUGCUUUACAGUUUGUUUUCAUUGUUUGCAGCGGAUCACUGGACAUCAAAGAUUCAUUGCACUUAUGAACAAGGAACCUUCUUUUCAAUUUCUGUGUAAUUUGCAAGGCUGUACAAUGUGUGCUGAUGCAAGCCUUUUUCAGUUCAAGAGAAUAAAUGUUUACAAAUAUAG
Cercocebus atys (sooty mangabey) is the source of this 6926-nucleotide messenger RNA. RefSeq names its product R3H domain containing 1 (gene R3HDM1). NCBI's taxonomy places the organism in Eukaryota, Metazoa, Chordata, Mammalia, Primates, Cercopithecidae. The transcript is spliced from 28 exons. Gene Ontology annotation, molecular function: nucleic acid binding. Bases 2445 to 5942 code for a protein of 1165 amino acids. The record is from RefSeq and is a predicted model, not a curated record.